Messenger RNA from Sparassis crispa, 1374 nucleotides. RefSeq lists its product as hypothetical. The record is from RefSeq and is a predicted model, not a curated record. The transcript has 3 exons. NCBI's taxonomy places the organism in Eukaryota, Fungi, Basidiomycota, Agaricomycetes, Polyporales, Sparassidaceae. The coding region runs from base 1 to 1374 and encodes 457 amino acids.
AUGGUCCUACUACCCGGAGCACGCUAUCUCGUUGCAUCCGUUACCGACGAUGCGGGCCUCAAUUAUGCAGUUGUCGUCUUCUCCGUGGAUCGCACGUCACUCGGAGCUGUUCCCUUGGCGAAAACACUGACAUUGACGAAGGCUUACAAUCUCCGAGCGAAAUAUAUGACCGUUCAUGGAGAGAGUGGCAUAGUCGUCGCUUUCGACCGUGAAAUGAGAGGGAAUGAAUCGUGGAAGUGCUUUGAUGCUUCGAAGCGCGACACUAACGGUGGGGCCAAACCUAAAAGCCCAUUCAAAUAUGAAUGCGUGUUACUUCACGUUUCUCUCUCUUCUUUGGAAGCCCUCAUACGCGCACGCGUUGUCCCGGGCUCCCGGGAGUAUCUGCUGUACGCGUCCACUCGUCCUCGCCCUUUCCAAAACCUGGCGACGGUCAUGUCAAGGAAACCGAUCGGAGCACCUUCACUCGGUGAGAUCUUUGGCUCUCCGUACGUUGCAGUCAGCGAGGACUGCAGCAACAUCGUGUUCAAGAAUCUAGACGGCGGAAAUGCGUCCGUUCUGACAUGCGUUCCCACCGUCCUUGGUUCUGAUGAAGCGCACUCCAUAGAGGCGAUUCACCUUGUUUCUGAGAGAAAUCAAGUUCUGGUGGUGCGCAAAAUUAAGAUUGAGCGCGGAAGCCCUGCACUCGCCAUCGAGUACUUCGACGUCCUCUCUGAGCCAGGAGGGCCACGCGCUCACACUGACUCCAUAUAUCUGUACUGCAAGGACGUGGCCAGUGUCAAGAUCUCCGAUAACGAUUCCUACGCGAGAAACGGGCUCUCACAGUCGAUAUUAUCCACUCCCAUCUCAGUUUUUAUACGCACGACUGAUGAAGGAAGUCUCGCGUACCUCAGGAUCUUCCCUCAGCGUAAGGAACACGGCCUUGCUGCUGCUCCCACUUCACCUUCCUUUGAUCUCGCCCGUAGACCUAGCUUCUCCACCGAAGUAUAUCCACUGCAGGACGGAGCGCAGCUGCAGCAAUUGUCCUGGGAGGAUGAACAUGUAGGCGUGCUUCCUGCGUCUUGCCGCCCGGUAGUCUAUCUCAUAGACAAGAAUGAUCCGGACGCGUCACCGCACAUCCUCCGGUACAUGAGACUUCGUGACUUCGAUCCGGAGAGCACCUCUAAGCAGGCUGCACACGACGGCGGCGACUUGGAGGACAAUAGUGGUGAAACGGCGCGGAUGAUGACCACGCAGCUCGUAAUUCCCGCCAAGGUUGCAAAUCUCGCUUCUGUCAGCGCACUAGCGUGGGACGAGACCACUGGCCGACUGUGCAUUGCCGACGCAAGGACGGGAAUGGUGCAGGUUCUUGACUUUGCAGCAUUGCCGUUGUCGUGA